Messenger RNA from Sphaeroforma arctica JP610, 165 nucleotides. RefSeq lists its product as hypothetical. The transcript has a single exon. Lineage: Eukaryota; Ichthyosporea; Ichthyophonida. The record is from RefSeq and is a predicted model, not a curated record. The annotation marks the transcript as partial.
GGCGUGUACAUAUAUGAGCCCUAUACCGGAUUCGCCACUCUGUUCAUCACAUCGUUUGGAUUCAAUGUCACGGUUGUGCUGAUUGUCUUCGCCACCACCUACUCGUAUCUACCUCCCACGCAACACGAGGUGCAGAAGAACGAGUGCAAGGUAUGCCCUAUUUGA